Messenger RNA from Xyrichtys novacula (pearly razorfish), 22127 nucleotides. Lineage: Eukaryota; Metazoa; Chordata; Actinopteri; Labriformes; Labridae. The record is from the annotation of a GenBank genome assembly.
UUUGAUAGUCGGCAUUCUGUCAUGUUUUGGUCGACUAUACAAAUAGCCAAUGAAAGCAGAUUAAUGUGCACUGCAAAUUAUGUCAAGUACAUGUUCUCACGAAGUCGGCAAAUACCUCAAAUCUUUUUUCAGCAGUGCCACACAGCAAAGCACACAUAAUGCAAAAGGUUACAAACCCCAAGCGGAGCAAGGAGUCCACGGCACCUGUGCAGCCGAAACAGCCGACCAUUCAGUCUGCUUUCUCUUAAGACAAAAUGCUGAAAAGUCACAAAGACCUCACAGAUGCAGAAGCUUAUUGUAUUGCAAAAGACAUGCUACCAAUAAGCACUGUUAAAUUUCAUUUUUUAUGUCGUGAUAUAUAUCGAUUUCGACUGUUAUUAAAAAAUAUAUUGUGAUAAACAACACAAGAAGGUUGUAUCUCCUGGUAUAGUAAUAAAGAUGCCAUAAAUCAACACCCGAUCCUUAACCAUAAACAUGCCGUCCAAUGUGAUGCCCACUUCGAUGACAUUUCAGAAACCAGGCUUCUGGGAUUGGUGGAGUCAACAAAAGAACAUGCGUGAGUUUUUAUUACAUUGUGUGUUGUGUCUGCUGGGUCUUAGAACAGCAUGUUAGUAUUCUGAUUUUUUAAGGAGGCUGGUGAAAGCAUUAUGUAAUCCAGGCAGGGUGACAUCAUUGAAACCACUGGCCUUGUAAAUGCCCACAGAGUUGUAUUAACCUGCUUGCACAGGAACCAAAUGACAUGUGAUGGUUUUAUUUACUGUAGAGCACUAAGGCUUUCACUGCAGGUGUUUUGUUAUCAUUUCUGAGUGUACAUGGGCUCAGUCAUGAAGAAAAAACACCUUCAAAAUUAGAUAUAUUCAUUGAUUACAUCUCCUAUCUUUUCAUUUUCUGCAGAAUCUUUGUUUAUACCCAUCGGAGGAUGGCCAUUACUGCUGAUGAUGUGUCACUGGAGGAUAUUGUUCCCAUCUCUCUUGAGUUUUCUGUUGUAGAGGGUGAGCUGUUUUCUGUCAUUAAACUACAGUGCAGACUGACAGUUUAAAGCCCAGAUAUUAUCAUAUUCAUCAAGUUAAAUAUAGUAAACGCUGAAAAAAAGGAAAAAAGGCACAGUGGUAAUUUUCCUGCAGUGCUUUGACACUUUUCUCCUGCUGCUGUCUUUGUAGUUUCUUCACCAGAGGAGCUUGCCGUUGUGGGUGAGUUGUCCUCAUUCCUGUAAAGGUUCAGUCACACUAUGAUGUGAAACCAUAUUGAAAAGAAAAAUGCUCUCGAUCUAUUUCUAGGUGGUGACACCAGGGUGAGAGUGAGCUACCAGGAAGAGGAGUUAGAGCUCAGACUUCCUUUUGGGUCCCAUUCACGGCUCUUCCUCAGUGAGGUCAACAGGGCGUGGAGUGGUAGGUCGGCCCACAGAGAUGUGACACCCAGCUGUCACUUGCUUUUAUGUGGGAUUUUUGCAACCUUGCAGAAAAGCUUGAAAUUUUGUUUGAGGAGUAGCUAUUUUUAAAUACAUGUAUUGCAACUAAAUGACGUUUGAUAAAUCUAACACGGCAGAAACAACAGUACAAAAAUGAAAGUAGCCACGCCUUAAACACAUUUUUGCUGUUAUAUUUUUAUUAUUUAAAUCCAGUUUUGUGAGAAGAACUAGAAAUUUUCUGCUCCAACCCUUUGUUUAGAGGAAACCUGCUCAACCAGUCUCCAGUUGCCUCAAGGUUACGUUAUGUCUCAAACAACAAUACAACUUAAUUCUUAAAAUGCACGAUUCUUGAAAGGGAAAACGAUUUUUCUAAAAAGGACUGGAUCUUGUUAUUUUGUGAGACUCCUUGUAGUUGUAGUUCAAAAGUCAGAUCACUUUUGAAACGUACAAACCGGUGUUGUCACUUCAUUUGUCGAUCACUGGAUGUACAUGACACAUAGCUGCCAAAAAAGGGAGGGACAGAGAGGCUGGGUGGAGUCUGGAUGUGUUCUUAGAGUUUGUCUCCGUCACAGAAAGCAUUAGUGAAGAAACAACGUGAAAAAAGGCUAAGAAGGACGAGUGACCUGCUCCUCUGUGUUUUUCCUGGACUCUUUUUUUCCUUCAGCAUCCUGUUUUUCUGAAUGGAGUUGACCAUUGAUGGAUUUAUGGACCGUCUGCUCUAUUAGGAAUGUGUCAUAUUCAGUUCUGGCUUACGUUGUUUCACAUGGGAAACCCCACGUGAGCACGGAUGAAGACUGAUAUGUGGUUUAUAAUUUUUUUGUGGUAUGCUAAGAUGAGCCACAAAUGCUGUUAGCUGGUGAUGGAAAGAUUAAAAGAAAAGGCACCUGCUGUUGUUAAAAAGAAGAUUUUGAAAAAUGGCAAAGGUAAGCAGACAUGUGACAUCCAUUUAAAGCAGUGCAGCAUAGGAAGCGUAAUGCGUUUAAAGUAAUGCACUAUAAAGCUCAAAGGUGGGGUCACAAGCAGGAGGUAUUAAGGUAGAUACAGAAAAAAAGGAAGUCAAUGUGGGCGCUAAGAAAUGCUUUUCCCAUGAAGCAUAUUUUUACACUCAUUGACAAUGUCUGAGCUCAUUCCAAUUCUCUUGCUCUCUCUCCUUCUGUCUUUUUUUUAGAUGUUUGCAAGUCUCCCACCGAGCCACCCAAAUUUGAAUGGAUCAGCAAGUACCACAAAGCCACCAGAGGCCAGGGAGUUGUCAAACAAACUUUUGCUCCCCUUGGCAAUACAAUCACCAAACUCAACCAGCACCGCAAAACAGGUCUGUCAUCUUAUUUCUGUUUGCAGACAUACACAGCCGAGAGUCUUCUUGUGUAUAAACUUGGAAUAUAUUAACACAGUGCGUUACAAGAGAUGCUCUUUGUAAUCGCUUCAGUGUUUGCUCUUUUCUUGCAAAGAUAGCCUCUCGCAGAUAAACGUCUACUUCAAAGGGUUGCGCAAUAUAAUAGGGCGGUUUUGCAAGCACUACUUCCUUUGGUAGAAAUUGGCCCAACCUAUGCAUAAUUGUAACAAAUUAACUUACAAUGCUCAGGGAGAGUUUGGGCAGGACUGUCAUGGACAUAGAGGUAACAUUUAUCAUAGCUUGCUACAGUUUUCAUUGUGGCAGCCAGCCACAACAGUCAGUUAGCAAACUCAGCACUAGGUGGCAGAACUUGCAAUGAAACAGUCUUUGUUGACAUUGUUAAAGGUAUCAGACAUGGCAGUGUAUUUGGCUGCAAAGAAAGUGAGAAAAUAUUUUAUUACCUUGUUUUGUUAAACACCUGACUAGUUGCACUUAGAAUUCAAUAUGAAAAAAGCAUUGUCAGAAAAUGCUCACACAUCAAAAUCAACAUCCUAUCGUUGGAGUUAAAGCCUGUAUAGGCAGCAAGAUUGUGAAUGGAUUCAUGCUGUGAAAUAAACAAUUUUUAUGCAUUUUGCACUGUGAAGUAGGGCUGGGCAAUAUGAAAAAAAGGUAAUCACGAUAUAAUUUUUUCAUAUCAGCCGAUAUUGAUAUGUAUCACAAUAUAAAAAAAUGAAAUUUAACAGUGCUUAUUAGUAGCAUGUCUUUUGCAAUACAAUAAGCUUCUGCAUCUGUGAGGUCUUUGUGUCUCUUCGACGUUUUGUCGUAAGGCAUUGCGCUAGAGAAAGUGGACUGAAUGGUCAGCUGUUUUGGCUGCACAGGCGCCGUGGGCUUCUUGCUCCACUCGGGGUUUGUAACCUUUUGUAUUGCGUGUGCUCUGCCGCAUGGCUCUGCUUCAGGUGGUGAAAAGGACGAAGUAUUCCCCGACUUUGCGAGAACAUGUACUUGACAUAAUUUGCAGUGCACACUACUCUGCUUCAUAUCCAACCUCAAAAAAACAAAAUAUCUCCACACUGCCGAUGUUUUCAUGCCUGUGUCGUUGACGAUGUCAUCAUCUGUUGAGCCUUCACCUGCAUUUCUGCCGGGGGUGCGAAUUUUUUUUUGUAGGAUGGUAGAGAAAGGUCACUCUAAAGGUUAGGGUUAGGAUUAGGAUGAGGGUUAGGAGAUUCAGAAGUGCGAUAAUGUUCUGUUCGCUGUACAGAGCUGACAGCCCGCAUCUGGUAGGGGUAGGGGGGUAGCACUCAUUUUCUUUUUUUGUAGUUGCGUGUAGCUGCAGUCUGCUACUUCGCAGUUUUUUGCUACUUGGUUCUAAUUCAGCACAUGAUUGGUUCAGUGCGAAGCGGACCUGAAGCAACUCCCCCUUUCAUUGGCUAUUUGUAUAAUCUACCAAAACAUGGCAGAAUGCCGGCUCUCGAAAAGCAUAUUGACAUAUGUCAUGUUUUAUUUAUUCAUGUUUUAUAUCGAUAUCGAGGAAAAUUAAUUUUCGAUAUAAAUCGUUAUCGUUUUAUCGCCCAGCCCUACUGUGAAGUUUUUCUAAAAUGUUCACACCUGUUUUCCUAGAGAUUUCAUACAACAUUAUGUGUUUACAUGCCAUGUUAGAGUCAUGUGCAUGCAGUGUAAUGGUGCAAGCAUGGAAAAAAAACAAAAAACAAACUUCAAGUAUAAUGAAAAAUAUAAUAGCAUGCACCAUCCAAAAUUUCCUGACAUAUUUUUUUCCAUUGCAAAUACUUCCUGUUGUAGUUUAUGCACUGUUUUUUUUUCGAUUGAACACCAAUGUGAUGAAACAUUUUCUGCAUAGUACAGUUGAACCUCCUGCAGACAGACAGGCAGGCAGAGGAAGGUAAACUCCUCCUACUACAACGUUAGCAUGGGCAGGUCUGAAACUGGACUGGACAUUGCUCUUCUGCACAGAAUGCGUGGGAGCGGUGCAGGGAGAUGUCUAGGGUGAUGAGAGACUCUGGUAUGUAAAAUAUUCAUACAUUUGUUGGUUUUCGAGGUGGUGAUGGGGAGCGCCUUCGCUUUAGCCGCUGUCAUACACUCUCGCCUAAAAGUGUUAUUAGUUAGCUGCCGAGCUAAUGCUAGCAGGAUGUAGAUUCUCCUAUUUCAAAUUAGCUGAAUUUUGCUUUGGAGCCUGUUUUCGUCGAGGAAAAUGAUUUAAAUCAAAAACGUAUUUUCCAUAUCGUCGUAUGUUGUGUUAAAAACUAAAUAGAGACAAUGCAGGAGCACACAGACGGUGGAUACUGUUGUAACGGGCUAACGUCAGGCUAAACACUGCUUAAGACGGUAAUGGGCGCUGUGACAGAAAAUUACACACCUGCUGUGGUUGAUGUCUCAACAAGAGGGUUUUUUCUUUCGUCAUUUUUUCGUCAUUUAUGGUGUAAAUGCAUUUGUCUCUCUAUUGAGGCUUCAAUCUCUGUGCUUUCACUCUCACUCUCCCCUUGAACGUACUUAGCUUGUUAGCUUCAUAUCAGAUGUCUGUAAACUUUUCCUCCUCAGGCGAUAAAGAGGCUUAAGUGUGACCUCUGCUUUUUGGCAAUCCUGUGUAAUUAACCGCUGAACCACUCAGGUGUGUUAUUAAGGCAUAAAUCUUAAUGAAACCUCAACGCUAUAGUCAGGAAUAGAAUGAAUUAAAAAAAGGUUUAUAUGCGGUUUAUUGCAUACAGCUUGAUAUCAUGAUGGGAAGUUAUGCAAUGUUAACCUUUGUGCAGAAGCAGUGGCUGUUUUUUUUAUUUUUUUAUUCAACUUUAUUUUUCAGUAAAGCAUGGCUCGAGACAAUUAUUUCUUUACAACCAUUUUUUCCUUUUUCUCAAAAAUAAAGAGAGAGACAGGGAACAAAGGAACACAGAGGCAGUUCUUACUCCUUAUUUUGCAGGUGGUUAACAGAGGUCCACAUAGUCUGUUUAUUAAGCUUCAUGCUCCUUAAACUCUGUCCAUUCCCUCCAUUUUUGAUGAUAGGAAGACAUGUCCAGCCUCAAGUGGUAAGUUAGACUUUCCAUGGUGUAAAUUUCGCCCAUAAUGUCCGUCCACUGUCCCAGUAGCAGGCGAUCAGUUUUCAUCCAGUUCCCUGUAAUAGCCUUUUUGCAUGCAAUAACCAAGACCUUAAAUAGAUAAACAUUAGGGCCCGACCAAUAUGGAUUUUUUGGGGCCGAUGCUGAUACCGAUUAUUAGGGGGGUGGGGUCUGAUUACCGAUUAAUCGGCCGAUCGCUGUGCAAUCUACAGGAUAAGUCGAUAAAAUUCUCCGCAUUUUAUUUCUAAAAUUAUCGGCGAAAAUCGGCGAGUUUUGGCCGAUUACAGAUUAGUCUCAAAGGGGCUAAAAUUGGCCGGCUCGCCGAUAAAUCGGUCGUGCCCUAAUAAACAUCUCCCUGUUCUAUCACUUUCUCAGGUAUGGCUCCCAAAAACAUGAAUUUGGGAUCUCUUUGAAUAAUAUAGUGCAGGAUUUUUCCCAGUCUCGUUCACUUCGUUCCAGAGAGGUUGUAUCUUUAGCCAUGACCAGAAAAUAUGGGUAUGAGUGGCGUCUCCCUGGCCACACUGCCUCCAACAGUGUUGUUUUUUUGUCCAGAUAUUUACCAGUAAUAUGUGGUGUUAGAAAGAAGUGAGAUAAAUUCUUCCAUCCAAAAAGAUGCCAGUUUUGAGAAUAAGUAGAGGUUUGCUGUGUUUAGACUUCACCAAAGUCCCAUUUAGACUUCAUAUACAAAGAAUUCUGGCCGUUACUUUUCUGGAGACCUUUAUAUCGCUUUGUGACAAUCUUUGAGGGGGGUUUGUUUCAGGACUGCAACGACCUCCUUUAUCUCUGCUGAUAAUUCAUUUUUAAUUUCUUUAUUAAACAAAUCUCUCAACUGUAGAUAUCGAAACAUAUCCCUGUUCUGUAAUUUAAAUUCUUUUUAAUCGUUUCGAAUGAUUUAAAAGAUCGGCUUUCAGUUAGCAUACAAAGAGCAGUCAUUCCCCUUUCAUUCCACCUUGUAAAAGUAUUAUCGAGAGCCAGCAGUGUCUGUUUUAAUUCAUGGAGGGCUGAGAAAGAUCCGUUUGAACAACUCAGCAUGUAUGCUGACUCGAGAUCAACCACAGAUAGACAGAUAGAGAGACUUGUGAAACUGGAGAUAGUAAGAAUUGGUGCAACUUCCUCCGCUGUAGUUUCAGGGCAUGUAAGCUCAUUAGCUGUUUAAGAAAACCAAAGCAUGUGUUGGAAUGUAAAAUAUGCCUAGUAUUAAUAGUACACAGGACCCUCAUGUGCUCAGGGCCUCAUUCAGGUGCAAGUUACAGAAAACAGAUGCAGUAUUGGUCAGGUUUACCCAUUGAAAAAUGCAUGUUUAAGAUCAGGACAGAAGUAACAUGUUUCAUUGGUAUCUUGCAACACUAACAUUGUGGUAUAGUUGUCUUGAACAGGGUGCAAACAACUGUGAACUGCCACCUAUUUAUUAAAUGUCACCGCAAGAUGGUAUGUUUACUCUAUUGGUAAUCUGACACCCAUGGCGCACAUAUUUUUAUUCUGAGAAACAUCUACCAUCAGCAGACUUCAUAGACGCCUUUAUAAAGAUUGUAGGAAUUUUUUUAAAUCACUUUAUUGUGGCAAGAUAAUCAGUUUAAUUAGUCUUCUUUUUCUGUGUUACAUUGUAGUUCACAGAAAAAGCGAUUGAGAGAAGGUUGAGUUGUGACAUUCUUGAGUCAAUUUGAAAGUUGCGUGUGGGCUUCUCUCUGUGCCGUCAAAAGCGUUUCACAGUUUGCUGGUGGUUUCCUCGGUCAAACAAAGGACCAUCUUUUUUCUCUUUUUCCCCUCCCUCUUCAAGCAAACAUGACUACAGAUUUUAAAGUGAAAUCUUAACCGGUCCUGUGGACAUAGUUUUACCCUUUUUUAUUUUCUUGUUCCAAAUUUUACAAAAGGAAACAGACAGCAUGGGUACUUCUGACAUCUUCACCUUUUCUAAAAGGUUGCUUCACAAGCUGUGCAAAUAUUUUCUUUGUUGUUAGUUUGAGUUAUGAGAAUAUAUCCUUGUGAAACCAAGAGCCAGCAAACAUACUGAGUCAGAAAAAUCAUACCUUUGAUCUGUAAUAAAACUAGUGUUGGGUUUCGUUACGCUUUGUUGGAUUAAUCUGUCUGAUUCGAGCUGGGAUUAGGCUGGUGGAAUGAGAUUUUUCCCCAAUCCUUUUUACCUCACAGGGUUGUUUUCUUUCAUGUUCGAUUUGUUUUGGAAACUGUUGUAUAAUCUUAUUAGUACCAGUUUUGGUGAUAGCCAUUAUAGGCCUGUCUUUGCCAGUGUAUCUUCAAAAUAAUGCAUCAUGAGUUGUGAUUACCGUGUUGAAAUGAAAUUGAAAAGCAGAGGUCAUGUAAAUAAAUGGAUUGCAAACAGCGUGAAGUGUAAUGUCGUGUGAAAUAACUAAUCUGAUGGGAAAUAAAACUCAGUCUUGGUUAGUUGCACUCUUGAUAAUAUAACCUAACUCCUGCUGUAACUUUGAGGAGUUUAAUUUCCUGCUCAUAAAGCCUGGCUUUCCCUUUCACUGGAGCUCGCUGUGCUGCCUGCCAAGCUGCAGGAGACAGGGGCCAUGCUGUCUGAUACUUCACUCUCACCCAUUAAAUCCAGCUACUUAAGAUGCAAUAACUGUAACCAGCUGCAAAACACGGCCUUGGUUGAUUGACCUUAACAACUAAAGAUCAACUUUUAUCCCUGACUUGUGUGUGACAAUGCAUGUUUGGCAUUAUUACUCUUAAUUCAAUGCUGAUGAGGAUUUUGGAUUGAAUAGGUGAGGUGUAAAUAAGGACUGUACUGAGGUGCCAUCUCUGGAAGCAGGUUUUAACAAGCUCUAAUUGGAGGAUUGCCUAGCAGCAGGACAGUGUGACACGUAUUGUUAACUAGCAACCUUCAAAGAAGAUGUGCGUUUGUGGUUUGAAGUGCACUCGUGGUUUUCAGGUUUGCGCAAUGGUACUGCCUUUAACCUUUAACUAAAAUUUCAAUCUUCCUGUCCUCUCCCUCUUCUACCAAACAGAUAAAACAUCGGACAAAAAGGGAAGUGUGGAAAAGGAGAAAGCUUCCAACAGCGUCACACAGAAGUCCAAGGCAUCUUCCAGCGCAGAAAGGUAAGACCUUAAUUAUGAAUUCACAGGGGUCAUAGUGAUCUGUGCCAAACAUCCCCUGCUGUUCAGUACUCAUGUAAUCUACAGAUUCAAAAUUAUCUUCACGCCAAGGAAGGACAGCCCAGUCUUUUAAGAUUUUGUCCUUUUAUUCUUGCACAGACUCAGAUGUAGAAAUAGGUCAUUAAGUUUGAUAUUACUGCAUAAAUUCACUACUUUAAUGAAACAGCGCUUAGACUUUUCUCCUUUUGCUUUCACUGUGACUUUCUGAAAAUAUUCCCUGGGACAACUUUACCCCACAUUCUGUUCUGUUGCAUGGUGCCGUACUCGGAAAAAUGGAAGACGUAAUCCCUUGACAAACACUUGUGGUUCGUCGUCUUAUCUUCUUAAAACAGGAAGUGCAGGUGAACCCUGUACAAAGAUACACAUGUGUGCUGCGCUCACGUUUCUUCAUAUACAUUUUCAAAGCUGCUUAGACAAAUAGGGAUUUUUGCUUGAGGUGUCUGUUAGAAUACACACUGACAGAACUGUGAGACAUCCACGACCUUAACUUUUGCACCUCUACUCAAAACUGAAGCCUCUUCCUCAUCUUUGUCUUUGUGCGUCGCGGAGAAGAGCUUAACAACAAAACAAAAGUUUUGUUGACAUCUAGUAAAACUUAUCAUUGUUACUUUCUACAGUGCCCAAUGCAGAUACACUAACACAGUGUCCUCUGCAUGCAGUAAACGCAUAACUAGGGAAAUAAUGGCAUGUGCUCUCUCUAAAGCAAGGGUGGGCAAUUAAUUUUUACAUGGGGCCACAUGAGAAACCUGAACUGUGUUGGAGGGCCGGACCAACAAUAACUUCAACUUCAAAUCAGGGGGUUCACACAUACAGAAAAAAGAGCCCAAAUAAGCGCACCCGCAACUCACAGAUUCAAGCAUGUUUCAGUGCUAACCAACUGGCUAAAGUGGUUUUGCACAACGGAAACACUCAGCAAAGGGCUGCAGCCACACGCCAGGUCUUUCUUUGGGGAGGGGGAGCAAGCAACACACAGCCGUGACAGGCAAAACAGACACAUAGCAGGGGCAUAGCUGGCAUGUUGGUAUCUCUGCAUACCAGCAGCACUAGUGUUGUCAGAGUGUUUAUUUCUUUUCUGCCGCCAGACCGAUUAUGACCCAGUUGUACUCCUGACUGACACUUGACCAUGGAGACAUGUUUGUUUAACAAACAGGACAAUGAGUCUUAAAUAUUUUAAUGUUUAAAUCUUUUGUUGUAGCAAAUCCACUUUUUGUCAAAAAACUUUUCUGGUCUGUCUUUGGUGAGUCUGUCUUCCUGUCGGCGUGAAGCGCAGUAGCCAACAGUAUAUCUACAGUAUAGAAGUAUUUUUUAGAACUUCAUAAAACAAAAUUAAAAAUCGGCAGAUUAAUCGGUAAUAGGAUUUUUUCCCCCUAAUAAUCUUUAUCGGCCCCAAAAAAUCCAUGUCAGUCUGGCCCUAAUUAUCACCUUGAUUUCACUUGAGUAAGAAGUAGCGCUGGAGAUAACACUUGGAAAAACCAUGAAUGGGGUGCCCCCUGUGGACAAAGUGACACCUCCUACCUCUUAUCUUAUUAAUGUGAAAGUAGUGUUUUCAUACAAGAAUCUCAGCUUGUUGCCUUUCUACAUUGAAGUGUAUCUCUCAUCAUUAGUAGUUGCCAUGGUAAAAGUUAUAAAAGCUGUUUCUUCAGUGUGCCAACAGUCAUCUGGUAUGACACCUACUCCCUCACAGCAGUUUCAAGCAUUAAAAUGAGGACAGAGGAAAUAACAGCCUCGUUGCUGAUGGUUGUUAAGAGGCGUUCGUCUCAGUUUUAGUCUAUUUUCUUAACCAAAUGAAAACUCCUCACAGGCCUUGAACCAGUUUUCUAACACAUACUAGGUUCACGUCGGGAAGCAGCAAAGUGAUGGGUGUUAAUUUGAAAUGCAUAUUUGUUCAGUUGUUUGACCUAGAAGCCAUCGCCGCCUCUCUUGAAAUGCAGCCUAUACCCUGAGAUGGAGUUACAACUUAUUCUGGGAAGAUUACAUUCUCCGGGCGUAUUACAUUUCUUUCUCCCCUCUCAGUCUCAUUCCAUAUCGACGGCAUGGAAAUGGAGCUUCCCCGCUCCGCCAGGGCUUCUGUUGUCACUGCGGUGAUCUACUACUGUACAUUAGGCUGUUGGUGUGGAGCCAAGCGAAAUGUCUCUGUGAUGCCGUAACUUCAUUAUUAGCUUUUAGCUGCUUUAUGGCUCGAUGCAGUAAGGUCUGAGCGCCGCAAAUGGGUAUUGGCAACCUUAUAUGAAUGCAAAAAUAGACGAUUCUGCCCAGCGCACGCUUCUUCUUCUUCUUUCUGAAUUCACACCAGCAUGACAAAAUGACCCUGUUGCUAUCUUGGUCUGUUUCCACUCAUCAACACUGAACUGUUAUAUCUCAUCUCACCCCCACCCCCACCCUCCACGGUGCGCAGUUCAGGCAACUUCAGUCGAGAGGACCGGGAUGACCUGGUGCGCUCCUCCAGCCACACCCCGUCUAACAAAGCGCAGAUACUGGCCAUGCCGCAGUUCGGCCUGCGAGACAACCUCAUCAAGUGUGAGCUGCUGAAGAAUGAGGACCUCUACACUUUCCUGGAGGAUUUCAGGUAUCUAAUCCUUAGAUGAUGUCUGUUUUAUGGUUGUGUGUAGCAGGUUGUCACAGGUAUCUAGAUAUAGAAAUUGGUGAUACUGAUAAAUCCAUCAAAAACCAGUUGUUAUUGUUUUUAAUCAUAAGUUUAUGACUCUGGGUGACGCUUCAGGUGCUUUCAUUUCCUGUCAAAGUUGCUAGAUGUGAAGUUCUUGGCUGUUUAUUUUGUUUAUUUUAAGACAAAAUGAAAAAGUGACACAUUGAAUCUGACUUUAUGUAUCCCAAGGGGGAAAUUCAGGACAUUGAAAAAUAAGAAAUUGCAUUAUUUAACCUAAAUCUCUUUCACCUAAACCCAUUUUAGCCUCAUUAUAGCUUUUGAGCAAUUUAUUAGCCAACUCUUUUUUCCAAGAAAACUCAUGAGCUUUGCGUUUAGAGGGCGAUUCAGAAUAUUUCCCACACAGUUUUGUCUCCGCGGGGCACUAAAGGACAUACAACAGCGUCAUUAACUUUUUUUUAGAAAGGCAUUUUGUGCAGAAGAAGUGUGCGAGCCCACAAUGUUACUGCGGUCCGUUUGGUUCGUAGAAGUGUUAUGUAAAAAGAAUGAGUCAACAUCUGUGGGUUUGUAUUUCUGUGUGCUUAGCUCUUUGCUAAAUUAGACACCAACGUCUCAGACUUUGUCAAACUUGCUGUAGCAUCAUGCCGUGUGCCUCAGCUCCUCAGCUCAAUAAUUGAUAAAGAAAAAUCGUUAUUUUUACGUAAUGACAAUGACCUAGAAAAUUCCUGUUAAGGGUUUCUAUUGCAGAGGUUUGAAACAUCCAAAUUUUGGAGUCAGCAGCAUGAACCACACUGCCACCUGCUGGUUGAUCUCUGCAUUGAUUAUUCAACAUCUAACUGACCCUUCUUCACUUUAUUUGUUACUUGAAGCAUUCUGGGAAGGCUUUUGUCCCAGCAGGACUCCAAAGGGGGGAAAAGUAUCAAUUUUUUAAAAUGUUAUUUACAGUCUUGUAUAUGUGAAUAAAUGUAGAGUGUAGGUCAGAAUGACUGUUUUAGGGCUUGAGAAGUUGCAACAUGUUAUAGUCGUGCCCUAUGUUAGCAUUUCCUGCAUUCAUUUUAUCCAGGGGUGGAAAAUAACCAGUUAGAUUUACAUUCACAUUUGUGUACUUUCACUGCUUUUAGUAGUUUUUCAAACCAGCCAUUUUAUGUACUUAUUAUCUGUCUCUGCUACAUUCCUAGAUUGAGUUUACUUUCAGUUAAAGUGAGUGGUAAAAACCUACAAGCUUUCUAUCAACUGUUUGACAGCCAUCUGGAUAGAAAAUCUUACCAAGUAAAUUCAUCUUAAUUGUAGUCAAAUUGAAUUUUACUUAACAUAAUCUUUGUUGACAAGGCAGGCCUGAUAUAAAUCUUAUGAAUAAUAUUUCAGGCCAACAUUUUCUUAAUAAGUUUCAUUGAGGAAAAAAAAAAUCAUACUCCAUUUGCUGCCAGUUCUGCUCAUUAAAACUAAUUAAUUUUGUUUUUUGGGAUGUAAUAUGAAUCUUAUUUGCACAGCCAAUGACCUGAGUGUUCCAGGACUGCUACAAUGAGUAUUGCUAACAACAGAUGCAGCUAAAUCAUCCAUUUACUGAACGCUAGAUGGGUAUAAAGUCUGUACUUUGAGCAUAUUUUAAAUAAAGUACUUUUUACUGUGACUUGAGCAGACUCACAGACAGGUAUUUUUACUAAAGAAAAUAUGUCAUCAAAGUUUUUUACUGAGGUGUAGUAUUCCUUUUUUUGUACCUUGCAGUGAAUGCCAAGAGUGUGCUUAGUUUGCGUGCUGAACUGCAUAUUUCAAUGAAAAAAGAAAAAAGCUUGAGAAAGCAGCAGCAGGCCCAGAUUUUGUUUUAAGACAGCUUCAGCAUCUUUCAAGUAAGCAGGCAGGACUGUCAGGAAAGCAAGUCAGCACUAAGUGAAGAGCUCCUGUGCAGCAGCAGGAGCAGAGCAGCUGCAGCGUGAAGGUCAGAGAAAAAGGGUUAUUGCUAAUUUCUUAUCUAAGACUCCUGAAAACAUUUUAUGAUCCUUAGCAUUUCCCACAGCUGUGGUUCCCCUCAGUAAGGGGCUUCAGUUCCAGUGGGAUUUCUCAGUGUUUUAACAAACAACUGACUGUUUUUAUUUCUUUGCAAUCCUUUUGCUCUUAUCGUAGAAGAGUCAGGUUUCACAAGAGAGCCUUAAAAAUAGUAACAACCUGUUCAACGAAACUGUGAGUCUGUAUUCCUCUUGUGUGCCUACUCCUCAUCUUCCUUGUUCUCUUUCAGCAUUUUUCUUGGCACAUAUAACGUGAAUGGGCAGUCACCAAAGGAAAGCCUCCAUCCAUGGCUGAGCUGCACUCUCAAGCCCCCUGAUAUCUACUGUGUGGGGUAAGUCACACUCACCUUGUUGUAGAUUAAGUACUCUUACCAUUCUCUGUCUAAUCCCAUCACGCUGGAAAACAUAUUCUGCUCAAACCCUACAUCAUGUUUUCAACACUGAUCCCGUUUUAAGCAGGAGAACAAUCCCACCCACAGAUCGAGCUCUGAAAUGUAGGCAGGAUUGGAGAAUACACAGUUUGCUCGCUCUGGAAGAGGAGUGGAAAAGUUUUUACAAUACCGUGAAAGUUCUGAGUAAAGUUUGACCGUAUGAGUAAAACUCUCGAGUAAAUUUCCUUUUUUUUUUUUGUGUGCUUCCUCGCAGUUUUCAGGAGCUGGACCUCAGCAAAGAGGCUUUCUUCUUCAGUGACACUCCAAAAGAGGUGGAGUGGAUGAAGGCUGUGACUGAAGCCCUACAUCCAGAAGCCAAGUAUGCCUUAGUAAGGAACUCUUUUUUUAUAACCUUUUUACAAUGUUUAAUAAUAGUUUUUUUACCACUGUUUGGUAUUCGGCUGUGUCACCACAAGGCUCAAAAUGACAUGCCCACUUCCUGUUAUGAGCGAAUAAUCAGAAAUGUUCAGCUUUUGUUUAGCAUGUACCUUUUUCUCAGGUAUGAACCCUCAAACCUGCUUUAGAAAUAUAUAAAAUCUCAUGAAACCUAAAAAUUAUGAAAGCAAAAAUGCAAAAACCUGUCAUCUAGUGUUUGGACUACCACCAUGAUUUAUGGUUGAACCACGUUUAUUAUGAUCCACUAUCGCAAACAUACAUAUAAACAUAUAUUAAUGUAUCAACAACUCCUGUUACAUAGUUAAGUGAAGAAAUCUUUGAUAUUUGUUGGGUAAUUGUCCACACAUGACUCUCACAUCAUAAUCCCCUGAAACUGACAUGAUUUAUUUUCAUGUCUUUCUCUUCUCCAUCCCUCAUUUGUUUCAUUCACUUCCUUAUUACAGAUUGCUGACUCUAGCUCUGUAGCUUCUUCUUUUCAAGGCUGAGCUGUUUUCUUUAAGUCUUUCAAGAGAUUAGUAGAUGUCUAUAAUUCGAGGAGUCGGUGAAGUUACAUCAAAAAAAAAAAUUUCGUCUGCUGUCGCUGCUGACUAAAGCAUACUUGUCUGAUCCGUAACUGACACUGUAUAGCUGAAGUUUUAUCCCCGAAUUUAAAUGUAAGUUCAUGUAGGAUUGACAGAAAAGCUUGUCAGACUGUUUUGCCUCCCACCCAAGCACAGCAGCUUCUUAUUCUGGCAAAUUUUUCUGCCUCUGUUUUCCUGAAGAUAAGACUGGCUGGCAUGUCUUCAACUUUGAAGAUUUUGUUAUUCAUACUGAAGAGUUUGUGGUGGCGCAGCUGUUAAAGUGCUUCAUACUGCUGUGCGGUUGCUCUUAACACCUUUGCCUUCACAACCAACAAAAUAUCUUGUGAAAUUUUAUGUUCCUUUACUUUGCGAGUUGUGUCUUUUCCCUUCUCUGUUUGAAAAUGCAUUUUUUAAUUGCAGGUAAAGUUGGUGCGUCUGGUGGGCAUUAUGUUGAUCUUCUACGUGAAGAAGGAGCACGCUGAGUUCAUCUCUGAUGUUGAGGCUGAGACUGUAGGCACAGGCAUCAUGGGAAGAAUGGUAAGGACCAAUCAUACAUGCACAGGCCCUGUUCAUGUUUAUGUAGAUUAACUGUACAUGUUAUUGUAUAAGCAGCACAGAGCUGUUUGAAUUAGAGUUGAGCCAUGAGUUUAUUUUGUACGAACACGGUGUUCGUUUCUAGCUGCGUCUUUGUACACAGAGCAGUGCAGAGUAACAGCGUGACUUAAAGUAAACACACUCUGCUGUCAUUGGCAUGAUCGAGGGGAUCUCAAAGAAAGUCAGCCAGUGGUGAUGAACAGCUGCAUCUUUGAUCGGCUUAAACUCAGAGAAUAAACAAUCAGCACCGGGGUUCAAAACAAGUUGCCUCUUGUGCGUCCACAGGGCAGGUACACAGUGACACCCAUCCACGUCUUUUUCCUCUUUCUGCUCACACACACUCUUUGAAACAUUUUGACUGCUUCCCGCUCGGUGAAAUGUUUUUAAAAUGCCCUCUAUGCAUCCGGUUCAAAAAAUGCCUUUUUUCAUUUUUACACGUUUUUUAGAAUUCUUCUUUUGCUGUUUUUUAUGGCAUUUUAUUUUUUUAUCACUUCUUCAACCUGAACAAGAGCUAAUGAACCAAUGUGAUCUGUAACUGACCACAUCAGUGUUUUAUUACUAAAACAAACUCACAAAUCAAAACAAUCCCAGCUCAAACAGUGACAGUGUCGGUUCAGUCAUGAAUAGAGGUUUAAAAAAAAAUCCUCAAAGGUUUUGUUGUAAGGAUGAAAAUACAAAUGCUUGACUUGUUCUUCCUUUGAAUAGCUCUUCACUUAGGAGCCCAUUCAUCCGUCAAGCACUACCUCCAGCAGCUUCAACUUUAUUCCUUACGUCCUGUAGCAGAAUAAGAUAUUCUCGUCUCGUUCACGGCCCUGCUUACUUAGCAGUCCCUGCAGCACAGAGCAGAUGGCUGGCCGGUGACCAGUGGGGGCCUUUGUAAGGUUGCUCCAUCCUUUCCUGCACUAAGCAGAGACUGGUUUAAGAAAUGCACGAACAACCCUCUUAAAUAUUCAGAGUAUGGAAAAGCUUGUAUAAUGUUGGAUUACUGUCAAACAAGAGCAAAUGUUUCUUGUCGUUGUGCUGCGUACAUAAUUCCGUCUCCCUCUCUCUUUCCACCACCCAUUGAUUCACAGGGGAACAAAGGCGCCGUGGCUGUCCGUUUCCGCUUCCACAACUCCGAUAUCUGCGUGGUCAACUCUCACCUUGCUGCUCACAUCGAAGAAUAUGAGAGACGUAAUCAGGACUACAGGGACAUUUGCAGUCGUCUCCAGUUUCGCCAGCUGGACCCGAACCAGCCUCCGCUCACCAUCAUGAAGCACGAGUACGUGAUGAGUCCAAAACUCUUAUUUAAUUAGCAAAUCAGAGGCAGGUUGAGAAUUUGUUGGAGUCCUGGAAAAAUUGGAUCAUAAAACCACUUUUGCUGUUAUGCUUGUUUAAAACCCAGAUUUGUUUGGAUUUAUGUUGAGGAUUAGCAUGCUCAGUUAAAAUAUAUAGUUAAUUAUGAUCAUAUUUUCACUGUGAUAGUAUGUAAUCAUGUUCACAUCCUCUCUUUAUUUCUCUGCGAUUUCCUUCAGUGUGAUUUUGUGGAUCGGGGACCUCAACUACAGGAUCAGUGAUCUUGAGGUUGACUAUGUGAAGGAUCUCAUCAGCAAGAAGGAGUUUGAAACACUGCACAAUUAUGAUCAGGUAAUACCAGCUGCCUCCUUUUUCCCCACUAUUUAAAUAGUCCAAUUUAUGAGUGAUGCUUACCUGCUCUGUAUUGUCUGCAGCUAAAGCGGCAGAUUGAUGAGGAGGCCGUGUUUGUUGGCUUUGUGGAGGGAGAGAUUGAAUUUCAACCCACCUACAAGUAUGAUACGGGCUCGGACAUGUGGGACACGAGGUAACUUUAUCAUAUGACAGCCUUAUUGUGACUUGUGGAACAUUUUGAGUUCAAAGAUUCAUCUUUUUCCUGAUCACAGAAACACUGAUGUUGGACUUUUCUCAUUAAGCUGCUGAUAAGAUAAUUUUCUUACAAAGGUAGCGUCAUAGGUUUUCCUGAAUCAUCAUCAGAUAUAGUUUGAAAAGUGUCAUUUUCCCCUCUUUUGAUUACUCCAAUUAAAAAAAUGAUAUAAAAACAUUCAGGAAAUUAAUUUGAGUUUUUCUGUUUUUAGUGAGAAGUGUCGAGUUCCUGCUUGGUGCGACCGUAUCCUGUGGAGAGGGAAGAACAUAAAGCAGCAGCAUUAUCAGAGUCACAUGGCUCUGAAGACCAGUGACCAUAAACCAGUCAGUUCGGUGCUGGUUACAGGGGUAAAUAAUGCUGUUUUCUACUCACAUCAAUAAUAUCAUUUAUUUGGUUUUCUUUAUGUAUGAACUAUCAAUAUAAUUGGUGAAAACAAGUUGAAAUUGAGCUUGAUCAGCACAUUAGCAGAGAUAAUCACUUACCUCUUGAGGUGUUAUUUAAUUAUCCAGCACUGAUGUCUAUGCUGCAUUGGCAUGUAUUUUGUCUCUUACAGAUUAAGAGGGUAAAUCCUGAUGACUAUAAGAAGACCUUUGAAGAAAUUGUUCGCAACAUAGACAAAAUGGAGAACGAGUGUAUUCCAUCUGUGACCUUGUCCAAGCAAGAGGUAAAGUUUCCUUUCAGGUUCAGUCUUCUUGCUGCAAAACAGAAGCUUAUGGCGCUCUAAGUAUCUCUCAUAUAUUGUUCUUGUGAUAAAUGCAGUAAGUAAAUCACCACUAAUGAAGCUCUAUUGAUCUUGGGCUUUACGUCUGAUGUGGUUUUUUGAAAGAUUUAUUCAGCCUGAUGAAACCUCCCCUCUUCUUUCAGCUUCACUUUAAGGAUGUGAAGUUCAUGCAGCACCAGGCAGAGACACUGAGCCUCUUCAAUGAUGGGCAGGUCCCAUGCCAGUUUGAGUUUAUCCAGAAGCCGAACGAGCACACGUACUGCAAGCCUUGGCUCACAGCCAACCCCCCAAAAGGCUUUAUUGCUCAGGGUGAGUAACACAAACAGUCAGUCUUUCGUCGAGGAAUGACAGAUUAAGUGUAGAGACGUUCCAUAAGCUAAGAAGCUGGAUCGUUGUGGCUUUGAUUUCAAAUGGGAGGAGGAAAUUUCAGUGCAGAUUAGAGAUGUCUCAGCUUCUAAAACCCUCAUACAGUCAAUAGUGACUCCAGCAUAUAUAAACAACCUACUUAGACUGGAGAAAUCACCCCUUGCUCUGUGUGUGCAUCUCUCCAAACAUCCAGGUGGAACUGUGGAGAUCGAGCUCGAAGUUUUCGUGAACCGCUUAACAGCUCCUGAUCUCAACUCUGGAAAGGAGCAGAUCGAAGACAUCCUGGUGCUUCAUUUGGAGCGUGGCAAAGACUACUUCAUCUCCGUGGCAGGAAACUACAUGCCCAGCUGCUUCGGCACGUCCAUCCGCUCGUUGUGUCAGCUGAGGGAGCCUAUCCAGGAUAUGCCGCAAGAAACUCUCCGUGAACUGGUGAGUGUAUUAUUGUGUGGAACCUUGAAAUGCCUCCUUUCUACUUAAGAUUGUCUCAGCAGAAGAGAGUUGGUUUUUUUUUUUAAGUCUCUGCUCUUGUUUUCUACAGCAGGCAGAGAUAUCUGGAGAUGAGAAUGCAGCCAAAACCGAAAAGCCUCUAGACAUUCCUAAAGAACUGUGGAUGAUGGUGGAUCACUUGUUCCGUAAUGCAAUCAAACAGGUCAGAGAUUUUGAUGCUGGAACUUUUUGUUUUUGUUAUCAUUUAAAACCCUUGAAUCUUUUUUAAGCCACAAAUAAAUAAAAAGCUGCUGCACCCUGCAUAAAAUACACAGAGAAAGGUAUUCAGAUUAAAAAACAAAUACAUGGAUAUGACUCAGCAGCUAUCACUGCCAGCCAAAUAUCUCUGAGGAGCUUUGUUGGGAUUUAACCACCUUUCAGGUAAUUUUAACACAGGAUUGUGUAUUUUAUGUUAAUUUAGCCCACUGCAGCUCAACUGUGGCUGAAACCAUAAGAGCAUUUUCUUUUGGUCAAUUAUUAAAUUUUACUCCUUGGCCCAAUAAAUGUGCUUUUGAGAACAAACAAGAUUUAUUUUCCUUUAAGUGGGUUUAAACUUGUCAUGAAGUAGAUGGAAAUGAAAACUUGUGCUGUUCAAACAAGAGUAUCAGAAAGAAGUUUGACCAGAUCUAUGUAGUUGCACAUUUUUCACAGCAGUUUUUUACAGUGAGGAUUUGAUGGUUACAAAAAAAGAAGGAUAAGAUUUGUUGGAAGAAGACAUGAGACAUGAUGAGGUGUACUGCUUCGUCCACAGGUGUAUCAAAAAAGCAACACAAAGUUUUUAAAAAAUCCUCACUGUUUUUUAUUGUCUUCUCUCCUCCAUUUGCAGGAAGACAUAUUUCAGCAACCUGGGCUCCGGAGUGAAUUUGCAGAAAUAAGAGAUUGUCUCGACACUGGCAUGCCCGAUUCUCUCCGUAUCCUUGAUUACGUCUGCAGAACAUCUGUUACACUGCUCAGCUGACGUAGAUAUAAACACAGAUGUAGAUGUUCACACUGACACAUUAAAACUGUUGGUGUAGUAUUUCUUUUCUUGUGUAACAUACAUUACAUUAUUUACUGUAUCCAUGUGUAUAAUGAAUUAUUUACCCAGACCAAUGCACUGAAUGUAUGUAAAAGGGUAUUAUUAAACCCAUUACCUAUGUAACAUGUAGAUUCUGCUGAACGUUAUACCCUUGACUCUUGGUUGACCUGCAGCGGGCAGUAACCACUCAGUGGCAGAGGCCUUGCUUCUCUUUCUCGAUGCCCUACCCGAGCCAGUGGUUUCCUUUUCCCUUUACCAGCAGUGCCUUGACAGCUGUUCCAGUGCCAGUAUGUGUGAGAAAGUGAGUGAGAGAUGCCCCGUGGUUUAUAUCUGAUCAAUUUGGUCUUUUUUUCCCAGAGUGUAAAGAUUAUAAAAUGAUGGUAAUCUUUUUUUGUCUUCAGGUUAUAUCCAUGCUACCUCAGUGCCAUCAAAAUGUGUUCAACUAUCUAGCUGCCUUCCUUCGUGAACUGUUGAAGAAUUCUGCAAGCAAUCGGUUAGACAUCAACAUCUUGGGUAAGAAAGAGGGAAAUUGUACUUUGUGUGUGGGUUUUUUAGGCUUUGUGCUUGAGUCAGCAUGUUGUGUAAGUGGAAUGAAACUAAUAAAGAGAAACCAAUGAAUAAAGACAUGAAAAAUAAUGAAAAUCCUGUUUUCUAACAUAACAAUAUCUCAUUUAACUUUGACCUUUUUUUGUCCAAACAUGCCAAGGAGAACGUAGGAGCCAAAAUAUAUUUGUUGAGUUUGAUUUCUAAUAGGUACGUCACGUGCAGGGAUCGUCACUGAGGGGUGUGGUUUUGGGAUGUUUGGCGGGUUAUUAAAAUCUCACUGGUGUAGUCAGACAAUGGGUUUGGCAAGCUCUGCUAGUUUUCUGUUGACCAUUUUUUCAUCUUUUUCACCGUUUCAUUCAUCCUGUUUUUACCUCAUUUCAGUAUAUCACCUUUUCAUUUGAAGGCAAAGUUUUCAGAGCUGGAUCAGCGUGUUUUUCUUUGCGUUUUUGAACAAUAAAUUAUUUUUUAACACUCAGAUGCAAAUGACUAGGGCCCGACCGAUAUGGAUUUUUUGGGGCAGAUGCCGAUACCGAUUAUUGGGGGAGGGGGAUCUGAUUACCGAUCAAUUGGCCGAUUUUUUAUUUUUUUUAUUAAGUUAUAAAAAAUAUAUGUUUACUGUAGAUAUCUAGACAGGCAGACAUGCAGCUGCCUCAGUAAGAGAAGUAGCUCGAUCAUGUAAUGUGUACUGUUGUUUAUUCUACCGUUACUGGCACGGCUAACAGUGUAGCAAGGCUAAUAGCAGAUGGCUAACUCUAACUUUAGCUACAUGGUGCUUCACCAUCAACUCGGCGUGACCGAGACCAGUACAGCGGGGAACAUCAUGAAGUGGGUUGAACUGAAACUUGUUGACUCAUUGUGUAUUUCAAAAAAUAGUUUAUUUACCGUUGAGGCGGACCACUCUCCUCCGUGUGUCCCUGAGCUGCCUGAGUCUCAAACGGGCUCGGUCGGGCCCUACAAGCGACCCUAAACCCCAGUGGCCUUUUUUUGUUGAAGGAAAGCAGUUGCUACAGAGAAAAUCCUGCUCAGAGAAGUAGCCCUUUUUGUCAUGCUAUUAAUUUAAUAAAUCCUUUUUUCUUUUCUGAACAGCCACCAUCUUUGCCUCCCUGCUUCUGAGGUCACCAACAAAGCAGGAUCUUGCAGAAAAGAGGAAGACUCAGGAGUUCUUUCAGCACUUCCUGACCCCGGGCUCCUCCUAGAUGGAGGACUUCUCCCUCUUUUUCACGCUGAAGCUGAACACUAAAAAAACUGUACAGUCCAGUAUUUGAAAUAAACUGUUUAUGAUUUCUUAUAUUCUUAGAUGGUUCUUUGUGUAGAUGUAAAGUAUAAUUAUCGUAAGGGACAAUUCUUAAAUGAUAUUAGUUUGUUUCAGAGAAAUGUUUGUAAUGAGAUUAUUGUAUAUCAUUGAGCAUCUGUAGAGUCCUAACAAGUUUUUAAUGUAUGUAUAUUUUAUUUAAAAAAGAUAAUUUGUACAUUAAUGUUUCUGAUCACAACAGAAUUACGUUUUUAUACAUAAAACUUGAAGGAAAAAUACUGCUUUUGUGUCUUAUUUUACGUGCAUUUUGGUGAAAAAUGAAGAAAAUAAAUCCGUUUCAGUUUUCA